AUGCUGCUCCGCUCAGCGCGAAAGAUUCCGCCGUCCUUUGUCCUGCUCCUCGUCUUCCUCGUCUUCUUGGGAUGGCAACUCAGUCAGGGUCCGAGCCAUGAGGAACUUCCUCCGCCCCCACCCCCAGAUGUUCCUGCGCCCCCGCCAGUCGAGGCAGAACAGAAGCCCCACGAGGAAGAGAAGAAGCCCUUGCGAAUCGCCGUCGUGACAUUCGUAACGGACCAAAGAUCCUAUCUCCACCUCUCGCUCAAGAACAAAGACCACUACUCGCGACGCCACGGCUAUGACUUCAUCACCGACUUUGAAGCGCACUCUGAACGGGGGCCUGUCUACUGGAAGUUCGACAUGGUGGAGAGACUGGUCAAAACUGGCAGAUACGACUGGAUAUGGUGGCUGGACUUUGACACCCUCAUCACCGACACCGGUGUCAGAGUUGCCGACAUCAUCACCGACGAACUAGACAAGGCUGAAGAUCCGGACCAAGUCGACUACAUACUCACACACGACUGCAACGGCUUGAACUUAGGAUCCUUUGCCGUCCGCGGACAUGAACGAUCUCUCGAAUUCCUGCGCCGCGCACUCGAAUUACGUGAUGAAGCGGAGAACGGCGAUGAGCACAAGAAUUACAGCGAGCAGGACGCCAUGGUCGAGCUACUCAAGGAGGAUCCAUACUCGGGCAGACAUGUUGUGGCGCCCCAGUCAAAGCUGAACGCCUUUCCAAAGGAUAUACCGUGUUUUGAAAACGAAGAUGGCGAAUGGAAGCCGGGCAAGUUCCUCCUGCAUUUUGCGGGUGCAUGGGCGCAUGUCAAGGGCGAGGAUCCCACAGGUCAGCUUAUGAAGAAGUAUGAAGGGAAUAUCAUUUGGGGCGACUGGAAAGAGUUUUAUUGA
Messenger RNA from Alternaria burnsii, 888 nucleotides. Its product is annotated as glycosyltransferase family 34 protein. Gene Ontology annotation, molecular function: glycosyltransferase activity. The record is from RefSeq and is a predicted model, not a curated record. Gene Ontology annotation, biological process: protein N-linked glycosylation. The transcript is spliced from 2 exons. NCBI's taxonomy places the organism in Eukaryota, Fungi, Ascomycota, Dothideomycetes, Pleosporales, Pleosporaceae. The coding region runs from base 1 to 888 and encodes 295 amino acids. Gene Ontology annotation, cellular component: Golgi membrane.